UUGUUAUUUUUUCUUGUUUACGGUAAAUUUCGUACCUGCCUAUCAGCAAAGCCCUUUAUUACCACUAACCCAUAUCUGAUAACAGAAACAUACGAAAGCUGUGUUUACUAUCAUCGGAAAUUUACCAAAAAAUCGAGUACACACUUAUUGAUAAGGGGAUAUUAUUAGUCUUCCAGUCAUUACCCAAUAUUUAUUUGCUAUAACAAAUUGACAUAAACAGUGCGUUCUGCAUGGUUGUGCCUCCACGAAGCCAAAAUGACGAGCAAUUUAUUAAAAAUUGGGUUUAUCGGAGGCGGAAAAAUGGCCCAGGCCAUGGCUAAGGGAUUCAUCUCGGCAGGUCUGGCCAAGGGUGAGACCAUGAUUUCCAGCUGCCAUCCGUCGGACUUGGCGUCGGCGAAGGCUUUCAAGGAAUUAGGAGCCGAAUCUCUGUUCGAAAACGUCCCCGUGGUGAAAAAAUCGGACGUUAUCAUCGUCUCCGUGAAACCCUCAGUGGUGCCGAUCGCCCUCGGCGACAUAAAAAAGGCCGCAGAUGUGAAAGCCGACAAAUUAUUUCUAUCAAUCGCGAUGGGAGUGACAAUAAAGCAGCUGGAACAGUUCUUGCCUUCGGAGUCUCGAGUGGUUCGAGUGAUGCCGAACACGCCCGCCCUCGUCCGCAGCGGCACUUCCGUCUUCGUCACCGGCAGCAGGGCCACCGAGAAGGACGCCGAAACCACCAAGAAGCUGCUCCAGGCCGUGGGGACGUGCGAGCAGGUCCCCGAGGGCCUGCUGGACGCCAUAACGGCCCUCAGCGGCUCGGGGCCGGCAUAUAUUUAUGUCCUCAUAGAGGCGCUCGCCGACGGCGGCGUCAAGAUGGGCCUUCCGCGGGAUUUAGCAUAUAGAUUGGCCUCGCAGACGGUGCUAGGGGCCGCGCAAAUGGUGAGGGACACGAAUACGCACCCCGGGGUGCUCAAGGACGACGUCACCUCCCCGGCGGGCUCGACGGCGGCCGGAUUGCAUUUUCUCGAACAGAAAGGUUUCAGAGCAGCUGUGAUCGGAGCAAUUGAAGCCGCGACCCAGAGAUGUCGCGAGGUUGCUCAAAGCGACCCAACAAAAUAAUUUCGAAAGCACCGACAACCCAUAAUCGUAGAUCAUUCUUAAUUUUAUUUUAUAGAAGGUUUGGGACGCGAAAUGUGGAGAAACAACAGCCAAUUCUUGUGGUUUUCAUACUAGCGAAGUUAAUUAUUGCCAACGGCAAUCGCAUCUACUGAUUCCUUUGGGAUAAACGAUCACUCGAGUGACUUGUAGAACAAUAGCUACUUUGUUAUUAUUGGAAAUAAACAUUUUCUAGUUAA
Tribolium castaneum (red flour beetle) is the source of this 1331-nucleotide messenger RNA. It is a transcript of the gene P5cr-2, whose product is annotated as Pyrroline-5-carboxylate reductase-like 2. The record is from RefSeq and is a predicted model, not a curated record. Gene Ontology annotation, biological process: L-proline biosynthetic process. Bases 256 to 1095 code for a protein of 279 amino acids. Lineage: Eukaryota; Metazoa; Arthropoda; Insecta; Coleoptera; Tenebrionidae. The transcript is spliced from 7 exons. Gene Ontology annotation, molecular function: pyrroline-5-carboxylate reductase activity.